Closterium sp. NIES-67 is the source of this 2018-nucleotide messenger RNA. NCBI's taxonomy places the organism in Eukaryota, Viridiplantae, Streptophyta, Zygnematophyceae, Desmidiales, Closteriaceae. The record is from the annotation of a GenBank genome assembly.
GACAUAAAAAACACUUCCUCCACCUCCCGCAAAAUAGAUUCUAGGAGAUUCCAACUUACUUUGUCCCAUGCAUGCACUACAUUCCAUCCAAUCCCUCCCUUCCAAGGUAGCCAUUCCGUAGUUCCCGCUUCGCUGCCGCGUGUCCCUCUCGUAAAAAAAGCCGACCAACACCGUCACCGCACUGCAGACGUUACCUACCGCAUUCCACCCACCAGCCGUUUGAAUGUCUGCAGCCCGCAUUCAGCGGAUCGCUCCAGGGAUUCGAUCCCUUUUCCGCCCCUCCCCCGCAGAGGCUGUCUAUUCCAGACUCCAACUGUCCUGCUCCAUAGCGCAUCUUACCUCCGCUCCCUUGUCCCCCGCCCUAUCCGCCGCCUCCACCGCCGCCUCAGCCGCGGGAUCUCCCGCCGCAUCUGCCGCCAUUCCCGCCGCUCCCGCAGUAUCUGCCGCUAGAGUGGGUUUCGCAGAGAGUAGAACCUCCCCCAGUAUCAGCUUCCCCUCGUGUCAUCCGUCCUCGCGUCCCUCGUCCGCGUUUUUUCAGACGACACCGGCCGUAUCGUCCCCGCUUUGCGAAAGCACGGCCGUUACCAGAGACGUUCAUCAGUUUCGCGAUUCACAUCCGUGCUUUUCCGCUCCGAGCCAUAUCGCCACGUCUGCUCGACGCGACUCCGCGCCUGCAAGCGUUCUCGCGUCUGGAAGCUUCUUCGGACCUUCUAGCUGUUCCGCAUCGCAAAGCCGCUUCACCGCGGCGUCUCAAGGGCUCUCCGCGUCUCCUGCUAGAAGCUUCGCGGCAGCGUCGCGGUUCGGGAUGGCGGCGCCGACGGAGAUCGCGUCCAAUAAGAUGUUCGGCGGCGUCAACAAGCGCUACGAGCACGAGAGCGCGACGCUCGGGUGCACCAUGAAGUUCAGCAUCUACUUCCCUCCCGCCGCUGCCUCCACUCGCGUGCCGGUGAUCUACUGGCUCUCAGGUCUCACCUGCACGGACGAGAAUUUCAUUCAGAAGUCGUUCGCCCAGAAGUACGCCUCGGAGCACGGGGUGGCCCUCAUUGUGCCCGACACCUCGCCGCGCGGCCUGAAAGUGGAAGGGGAAUCGGACAACUGGGAUUUCGGAGUGGGAGCCGGCUUUUAUGUUAACGCCACAGUUCCUAAGUGGAAGAACUGGCAGAUGUACGACUAUAUAACGGAGGAGCUACACCGGAUUUUAUCUGCGCACUACACGAAUCUGGACAUGCAGCGGUGCAGCUUAAUGGGGCACUCUAUGGGGGGACAUGGGGCGCUGAUCAUCUUCUUCAGAAACGGCUCCAAGUACAAGUCCGUGUCGGCCUUUGCGCCCAUAUGCAACCCCACGGAGUGCCCCUGGGGCCAGAAGGCCUUUUCGGGAUACUUGGGCGAUGACAAAGCAGCGUGGGAGGAAUACGACGCUACAGAGCUCGUGAAGCAGUACCCGGGGCCAAAGGUGGACAUCCUCAUAGACCAGGGCGACAGUGACAAGUUCUAUCACGAGAAGCAGCUGCUGCCAGAGAAUUUCCAAAAGGCGUGCACUGAGGCAGGGGUGCCACUCACACUGCGCUUCCAGGGGGGCUACGACCACUCGUACUUCUUCAUUGCGUCGUUCAUUGGCGACCAUAUCAAGCACCAUGCCAAGGCACUCAAGGCGUGAGGGAGUUUUAGCGUACUGGUAUGAGGUGUACUGUAUGUAUACUGUGACUGUACGCUGUGCUUCCAGGGGGGCUACGACCACUCCUUCAUUGGCGACCACAUCAAGCAUCACACGAAAGCACUGAAGGCAUGAAAGCACUCAAGUUGCAAAGCACUCCAGGGGGGCACGAUCACGAGGUGCUGUGUAUUAUGCUCUAUUGCAUCGUUACAUUAGGGAUUUCGACAAGCACCGUGCAAAUGCAUGCGUGCACGGUGGGCCUAUAGCAUAAAUAUCAUCCAAACCAAGGCGAUUGAAGUUAUUCCAUAGUUUCUACCAUUGUGUGUGAGCAGCAUGGAUAUUGUUUUGCAAAUAUCUACAAACA